GUGUUUAACUUCCAGAUUUGGUUUUCUGCCAUGCCCAGUCCAGGUCAUUAGAGGACAACAACCCUAGGAGGCUUCAUCUGGGUGUUUCUGACCAGCUCUUUAGGCGUAGUAGGCUGCAUCUGCUGGGGUAUUUAGUACAUAAGAACUGACAUUGUAAACAAACACCUAUUUAAACAACAACCGUAAGUCUAAGCAUCUGAGCUAUGGUUCAACUGGUUCUUUAUGACAAGUCAUUAUAUUUUCUUUAACUUAAAGUUUUUUUGUGUAAUUUUGAACAUUUAUAUCUAGAUAGGUUGAACACAUAUGAUAUGCAUUUUGGGCAAUCUUUUUAAAGAUUGUAGAACAAGAAAGUAAUUGUGGUGUUAACAACUUUGACUUUGAACUAGAAAAUCUGUUUUGGAGUGGUGGGCUGUGCCUGACACAGGCCAGGUCAAUAGCCUUAAAAACACACACCACACACCACAGCAUUUUGUGUAUGAUUUCAUCAGAGUUGGAGAGGUUCAUUAUUCAUAAAUCUUAGGUUAAGAACCUGACAGAACUCCAGUCCUGGCUUCUAUUUAAAGGGAUCCUUCAGUGAAUCUAAAUAAUUACCCCCUCAUUUGUCUGCCUGGCAAUGUGAUACAGUGGAAAGGACACUGAAGUCUAGCUAGACUGAUUCCGUUCAGCUUUCAUUACAGUCAUGUGAUUUUUGAGGAAAUCGGAAACACCUUGGUCUAAAUGUCAUCAGAUAUAAAUUAAGGAAAGAUUGCUGAAGGCCUAGUCAGUUAGACAUGUUAUAGAUACUAGAGAUACAGAAACUAGGUACUAGAUUACAUCAGAUGGAUGUGCUCCCAAUACAUUUUGAGUUUUGGAUUACAAAAAUUUAAUAUGUUCACGAUCUCAUCUCUCUUAAUCUUCACAGUGUCUCAUAUGCAGAUGUCAAUACUUAUUUUCAUGUGAAGGGAGUGAGGGAGCACACACAGUAAGGCAGUGUGUGCAGUGGUUAAGAGGAACAUGGACUCUGGGGACAGUUUUGGCAUGUGACUGACUUACAUUUAGACCCUACUUACCACAUCACAGAUGACCACACCAAGGUGUGUGCCUCAUCCAAAGGCGCAAAUGCCUCCAACCCUGGCCCUUUUGGAGAUGUCCUGUGUGAUUCUCCCUAUCAACUUAUUAUGUCAGCAUUUGAUUUUAUUAAGAAUUCAGGACAAGAAGCAUCUUUCAUGAUAUGGACAGGGGAUAGUCCACCUCAUGUUCCAGUACCUGAACUCUCAACAGACACUGUUAUAAAGGUGAUUACCAACAUGACAACAACCGUUCAGAACCUCUUUCCAAACUUGCAGGUUUUCCCUGCACUGGGCAAUCAUGAUUACUGGCCACAGGAUCAGUUGCCGAUAGCCACCAGUAAGGUGUACAAUGCUGUAGCCAAGCUCUGGAAGCCAUGGCUAGAUGAAGAAGCUAUUAGUACUUUAAGCACAGGUGGCUUUUAUUCACAGAAAGUUACAUGUAAUCCAAAUUUGAGGAUCAUUAGUCUAAACACGAACUUGUACUACGGCCCAAAUAUCGUGACCCUGAACAAGACAGACCCAGCAAAUCAGUUUGAAUGGCUGGAAAAGACAUUGAAUAGCUCUCAGCAAAAUAAGGAAAAGGUAUACAUUAUAGCACAUGUUCCAGUGGGCUAUCUGCCCUUUUCAAGUGGUAUCCCAGCAAUGAGACAAUACUAUAAUGAGAAAUUGAUAGAUAUUUUUAGAAGAUACAGCAGUGUCAUUGCAGGACAGUUCUAUGGACAUACUCACAGAGAUAGCAUUAUGGUUCUUUCAGAUGAAAAAGGAAGUCCAGUAAGUUCUGUGUUUGUGGCUCCUGCUGUUACACCAGUGAAGGGUGUUUUGCAAAGGGAGACCAACAAUCCUGGUGUCCGACUGUUUCGGUAUGAGCCUGGUGAUUACACAUUAUCGGAUAUGUUGCAGUACUAUUUGAAUUUGACAGAAGCAAACCUAAAGGGGGAAUCCAACUGGAAGCUGGAAUAUGUCCUGACUCAGACCUAUGGCAUCGAGGAUUUGCAGCCACAGAGUUUAUAUGGAUUAGCUAAACAAUUUUCAAUGCUAGGCAGCCAGCAGUUCACAAAAUAUUACAAUUAUUUCUUUGUGAGUUACGACAGCAGUGCAAUUUGUGAUAAGAAAUGUAAGGCCUUGCAAAUUUGUGCAAUUAUGAAUCUUGAUCAUAUUUCCUAUGUGGAUUGCCUCAAACAAUAUUAUAUAAAGAACAAUAACUAGUAUUUCAGUUUGUGUUCAUGGAAAAUGUAACAUUACCCUGCUUCUAAGAUCAGUUUGUGGGAAUUGUUAUGUAAAUCUUUGUGAAUUACUUAAUGGGAAAACAGAAUUACUGUUUCUUUUUUGUGAUGCCCAAGUGUAGAUAUUUACAAAACUCUAAAUUCUUAAAUGUCGAAUAUGUUUAAACUGCCCAUUAAUGUUUGGAUGUAACUAUCCUAUCU
Molecule: messenger RNA, 2473 nt
Organism: Castor canadensis (American beaver)
Lineage: Eukaryota; Metazoa; Chordata; Mammalia; Rodentia; Castoridae
Source: RefSeq, a predicted model, not a curated record